Molecule: messenger RNA, 5617 nt
Organism: Oryzias latipes (Japanese medaka)
Lineage: Eukaryota; Metazoa; Chordata; Actinopteri; Beloniformes; Adrianichthyidae
Source: RefSeq, a predicted model, not a curated record
UUGUACACAUUGAUGGAACAUAAUUGAACUGUAUUUUAGUGCCAAAAGGUUAACUGAAUCUUUUCUGUAUAUUUGAUUCAUAUACCAUGUAUUGAGAUGAUUGAAAGACAAACACAUCCCAGGCCUACGCUUAUAAAUGCCACAAUGAGCUUUUAUUUUGAAGUGAAACCCACCUUUUCCUGUCUGUUGGCCGUCUAAUCACUUACAGAGGGCGUGUCUGCGGGUGUUGCAUCUGUGUGACGUCUCCGUGCUGUGACAAUGACAGAAAGCAGAGGUGAGACAGAAAAAAACGGACAGAAGACAGCAGAAAACCGUCAGAAGAUACAAUCACGGACAGCGCAGGAGGACUUUUACGCUGGAACGUCUUCCUACUCCAUCCGGUUCUUCACUUGUAUGACUAACUGCCUCAAGACAACAGUGACUCAACUAUGGAAAGUUCUGUUGUUGCUUCCCAUACAGGAGAGUCCCUUAAACCCAAACCAGCUUUAGCCCCAAAGCCUAUUCUGGCUCCUAAACCCUUCAGUUUACAAAGGAACUCAGUGGUUCGCCAUAUCCAAGGUCCUAAGUCCACCAAUGCUGGCUCUAAGGCAAAACCAGCUCAGAGUGUUAAACCGACUAUCCCGGGUGACACCAAACCUACUUUGACCCCCCCAGCUGAAGCACUGACCCCCAACUCAGCUUCUACAACAAGUACGGCAAGCAAAACUGGUGACACCAAACCUACUUUGACCCCCCCAGCUGAAGGACCGACCCCCAACUCAGCUUCUACAACAAGUACGGCAAGCAAAACUGGUGACACCAAACCUACUUUGAGCCCCCCAGCUGAAGCCCCAACCCCCAACUCAGCUUCUACAACAAUUACGGCAAGCAAAACUGGUGACAUCAAACCUACUUUGACCCCCCCACCUGAAGCACCGACCCCCAACUCAGCUUCUACAACAAGUACGGCAAGCAAAACGGGUGACACCAAACCUACUUUGACCCCCCCAGCUGAAGCACCAACCCCCAAUUCAGCUUCUACAACAAGUACGGCAAGCAAAACUGGUGACACCAAACCUACUUUGGCCCCCUUAGCUGAAGCACCGACUCCCAACUCAGCUUCUACAACAAGUACAGCAAGCAAACCUGGUGACACCAAACCUACUUUGACCCCCCCAGCUGAAGGACCGACCCCCAACUCAGCUUCUACAACAAGUACGGCAAGCAAACCUGGUGACACCAAACCUACUUUGACCCCCCCAGCUGAAGGACCGACCCCCAACUCAGCUUCUACAACAAAUACGGCAAGCAAAACGGGUGACACCAAACCUACUUUGACCCCCCCAGCUGAAGCACUUACCCCCAACUCAGCUUCUACAACAAGUACCGCAAGCAAAAUUACCAAAAUACCACCAAAAACAACAGAAGUUAAGGAAGCACUUCCACACAAAGAUGAGACUCCUGAUGUUUCAUCAAAAGUUACAACUCCUGCCUUGAAAGCCACUCCUGUGGAGGAGACACCCAAACCUGAGCCUGUUCAGAUGCCGGAUGUAAUCCAGAAAAACCAAAGAACCUCCACGGAUACCACAACAAACUCGGAGCAGAAAGAUGUCAAAAAAGAGGAGAACACAACUCAAGCUCCCGAUGCCCGAAAGACUGAAGACCAAACCAGCGACAGCUCCUCUGAGACCAGUCCAGCAUUCAGCAGGCGCAGCACUCCAAAGCGUCUGUCUGUCAAGCUCACCUCUAUGUUUGAGACAGGGGGUCCAGCUCCGCUCCCAAAGCCUACUGUAGCCCUCUCUACGAUCAAACCCAAAGGUGAGAUGCAGAAACCAGAACUUGCCCCUCCUAAAGAGAGCCCGGCAGCGCCAGCGCCAUCCAACGGAGAAGAUGGUGCCAACGAACAGAAGGAAGAUUACACCGGAGGGAACAGCAUCAAGCGCAGAAUCAGUCUUCUGUUUGAGUCGACCGUCAAGGAGGAAGUUGAGACUAAGAAGCAGGAGCCGGAAAUUAUAAAUGGCGUCCAGGCUGUAAAGGAUCGCAUUAAGAUUUGGGCUGUGGAAACAGGUUCAGAAAGUCCACAAGAUGAAAAGAAGCUUCAGAAUACACCCAGAACCUGCCCCAAAAGCACCGAGGUUGCAACUUCUCCAGCAGCAGAGAACAUAGUCCAAACUCCUACAGAGGUUCCAGAUGCAGAUGAGCCACCUGCUCCACCUUUGGAUCCACCGGUACCUGAAGGAAAAUCAACAAAGACCCAAGUAGAAACCCAAGUAGAUGCUCUUGUUGACAGGAAAUUGUCGGAAAUCUCUGCAGAAUUAGUAGAAGAGAAGAACAAGGUGACAGAAGAAGAGCUCCCGCCCUGUAUCAAUGGUCAGGCAGCAAUCAGUGAUGAAGAGAAAGAAAACUUAAGAAGAAAACCUGCUGAGGUUGCACAGAAGAAGAACAAACGGCGCUCUGUUCGCUUUGGUACCGUGGUGGCAGAUGAUGGUAGACCUCCAAUAAACCUGGGCUCAGAUCCAGAAUCCAGCACAGAUGAAGAAAGUAAAGAUCAAGAUGAAGAUAUGGAAUCUCCCUCAGCUUCAUUGCCUGUCCUAAUAAGCGUAAAACUGCUUCAGGAGGACAGGGAUGAGAUCCAAAGACAAAAUGAAGAAAAACAAAAGAAAAAGAAGGAGGAGGAAGAACAGGCGAGACUAAAGUUAGAGGAAGAACAAAAAAGAAAAGAGAAGGAGAAAGAAAAGGCAAGACAGGAGAAAGAGCUUAAGCUUAGGGAGGAGGAAGCAGAAAGACAAAGGUUGCAGGAACUAGAAAGGAAACGAUUAGAAGAAGAAAAAGAAAGGCAAAGGUUGAAAGAAGAGAGGAUUGAGAAGGAAAGACAAGAGGAGCGUUUACGGCAGAUGCAGAAAGAGAACAGAGAAAGAGAAGAGGAAAAGGAGAGAAAUCUGGAGAAGGAGAAGACAGGAUCCACAUUGAAAGAGCCAGGAGCACAGCAGCCACAGGAGGAAGAAAUUAGUAAGGGUGAAGAGGAAGAAAAAGAGGGAAAGGCUAAUGAGUUUAAGGCAAGGGAGGUGGUGAUGAUGAUGAAGCAGAGGCUGGAGGAAGAGGACAGAAAGACGAAAAGGGAGAUGGAGGAAAGACAAGAAAAAGAAAGGUUGAGAAAAGAAGUGGAGGAAAGAGAGAGGCAAAGAAUAAUGGAAGAGGAGGAGGAGAAGUUGAGGAAAAGUAAAGAGGAGGAGGAAAGAGAGAGAAGGGAGCUGGAGAGAAAAAGAGAACAGGAGAAAAUAAAAGAGAUGGAAAAAUUAAAGCUAAUAAAGAAACAGGAGGAGGAGAGAAGGGAAGAGCAAAGGAGGAAACAGAUGGACGAAGAAAGAGAGAAGAAACUAAAGAAAAAAAUGCAAGAGGAAUUGGAAAAACAGCAAGCAGCAGAGCUGAAAGAAAAAAUGCAGGAAGAAGAGAGACAAAGAAAAGAACUUGAGCUGGUCAAGCAGGAAGAGGAAAACAUGCCAGGAAAAGAAAAUCUUAUUGGCUUUGAGGUGGAGGAUCUGCCCCAAGUGUCCAUGUCCCUGUGUUCCCCUUCGUCAAAAAUCUCUGAGCCCACAGAAAAGCUUAUCGAUAUUGAUUAUGAUGAUUUCUCUGUUCAAAAUCCAGAGAUUUACGUGGAAUUUGACGAUUUUUCUGUCAAACCAAAAAAACAGGGCUCAUAUGCUAGAGCAGAACCCGCUCCAUCUAAACAGAGCUGGUCAGAUGACCUCGAAGAGAUGCUAAACUCUUUUGAAUUUACACAUCGGGAGGAAGGUGGAAAAGUGGAAAAAGAGGAAGUGGUGAGCCCAGUCCAGGAGCAGACAGGGAAGAAAAAGGUGGAGUUGUUGGUGGAUAUAAAUCAGGAGAAGGAAGACGAGAGAGGGGAAGGUAGUGGAGAGGAAGACCCUCCUGCAAAUGUAAAUCUGGAAGUAGAUGAAGAGGAGACACCUGAGGAGGAGGAGGAGGAGGUGGAGCCCACACCUGAAAAAGAGAUGGAGACUGGAGAGAAUGAAGCUGAGGAAGAGGAAGAUAAAGAGGCACAACUCAACAGCACAGAGAAUGAAGACCAAGACAGUGAUGCCUCAACAGAUCAAACACACCAGCAGAAUGGGAUUUGUGAACGCACAUUAGAAAUUAGAAGAAAUAACCUUGACAUCAGCUUAAAGCCUGCAUCUGAUCAAAUCCCUGAUGCCUUCUCUGAAGCCUACGAAGAACCAGACUUACCGCUGUUACCUGAGAGCUCCACUCCACUCCUCGACACCAGCGCUCAGAAAUCAAAGGCACAACUGGGCAGGAAAAGAAACAGGGCACGCCCAACACGCUCGCUUCGAGCAAAACCCGAUCAGGCCCCCAAACUGGAAUUAAGGGUCACUGACCACUCAGAUGCAACAGAGACAUCCAAUGAACAAAGACAGUCAGAUUCAGAGGAGGAGAAGCCCAGACCAAAUAUCUGUCCUUCACCGUCUUCACAGAGAGUCUCUCCAAUUCCUGGUCUGAGGCCUGCAGAUCUAAUUGCUCAGAUAAAAAAGAGAGGCAUAGAAAAAACUGAUGUGGAAGACGAAGCAGUGGAGAAGAGGCCAAAAGAGGAGAAAAUAGUGGAAGCGGCACCAGCUCCUCCCCCAAAGUCUCCUCGGCCACGUGCUCCUCCCGCAGGAGCUGCUCUAGUGCUGCCACCUUUAGGCAGCAGUGAUGGAGGAGCAAAACAGUCGCCUGCAUGGUUACAAGAGCUGAAGUCUAAGAAGCGGAUGAGUCAGCAGGAUUGAUGAUGGAAUCACUGCGGAGUUGCCCUCUGUCUUCUUCAGCUGCUGACACUUACAUCAGCAACGGCUCCAUUCAUCACUUGAGUGCCUAAUUUUGGGUCUUUCCUAUAGACUCCCUUCAGUGGAUUUUAGCCUGAUGCUGAGCACAGACAAUCUGGAACACUUCUUGAAAUGAAAUGUGAUUUUUUGUUGUUGUUGUUGUAGUGGCCCCUUGAUGGGUUAACACCAAGUGAACGUUUUCUAAAGGUUUGUGUAAAUCAGAUGAAAGUCAAGUUAUUUUACAUCUCUAAAUCAUGAAAUGGAACCAUUACAGGAACCAUAACCACCUGCUCUUGUUCUCAUCCUGAACAAGCUCUUGGACGCUGUAAAGAUCAGUCGAAACUCUUCCAGACACGUCUACACCAUCUGGAGUCAGCAACUGAAAACUUAUUUGCACAUAGCUGCAAACUGUUGUUUACUUACUCUUUUCAUGAAAUAUCUGGCCAGAAAUUGUCUUAAGUCAAUCUUAAAGCACUUUAACCAACUUCCAUCCACACAGGACAACAGAGAGAAAGAUAGAAUAGAGACAAACUGUUGCUUAACCCUGGGAGUUUUUAUUUAAUUUAGUUCCACUUUUUUUAAAGUCAAAGAAGUACUUUGUUAUUUUGUUGACUUAUCAAGUAGUUUUUAAAGCGUUAUGGGUUGUUUUAGGGGCAAUGACAGACCUUAAGAAGCCAUGUUUUUUAAGCCUAGAGGAGUGCCUUUUUGCUUUUCUGUACCUUUUUUAAAUUCUCGGGAAUAAAAAACAUUCAUGUAAUGAUCUUCUUUCUGGAUGGAUUGGAAAUUGAGGGAAUUUUAAUAAAAAAAUGUAUGAAAUGAGA